This is a messenger RNA of Adineta steineri, 594 nucleotides long. Lineage: Eukaryota; Metazoa; Rotifera; Eurotatoria; Adinetida; Adinetidae. The record is from the annotation of a GenBank genome assembly.
AUGCCAUUAUCAAUUGAAUCAGAAAUUGAUCUUCUUUAUCAUUUAUCGACAAUGUCUGAACAUGUUUUACCUAAAGGAAUCUUUUAUCUUCUUCUAUGGAAACGUCUUAAUCAAUCCAGUAUUCCACCUAAUUUUUCAUUCAAUGAAAUGGUUGAUCAUCUUCGUACAUUAUAUGAUGAAAGUGUAUUUGAUAAUCCGGAAUUACCGGAAUCAAAUGAUCAUGAUUUUAAAUGGAUUCCAAUUAAUGUUAAACAAGAACAACAAACUGAAAAAGAUUUAUCAAAUAAAAUUGAACCAACAUCAUCACCAUCACCACCACCACAACCAUCGACACCAAUUAUUACUAAAACACGAAAACGUCCAAUGUCACCAACAUCUCUUACACCAAAUAGUGAUACAGGUCGUCGAAGUGGUCGACAAAAACUGAAUCCACAAAUAAAAGAAGAAGAAGUAGAACAAUCACCAUCACAACAACAACAACAACAGCAAUCGAAAACAGAUAAACGUAAAUCUGUUAAAGAUACAUCUCGAAUAUCGACUCGAUCAAUACCAACUAGUGAUUCAAUUGGUACACGUUUACGAGGACAAAAAUAG